Messenger RNA from Drosophila busckii, 1021 nucleotides. Its product is annotated as glycine N-methyltransferase. Gene Ontology annotation, molecular function: glycine N-methyltransferase activity; identical protein binding; S-adenosyl-L-methionine binding. Lineage: Eukaryota; Metazoa; Arthropoda; Insecta; Diptera; Drosophilidae. The record is from RefSeq and is a predicted model, not a curated record. Gene Ontology annotation, biological process: one-carbon metabolic process; regulation of gluconeogenesis; protein homotetramerization. The transcript is spliced from 4 exons. Gene Ontology annotation, cellular component: cytosol. Bases 56 to 925 code for a protein of 289 amino acids.
GUGAAAUUUAUUUCGUGUUGUGCUGCUGACCAGUGUUAAAGUGCUUUAGCUCAAGAUGCCCACCUCGGCCGAUAGUGUGUUUGUAGCGCGUUCAGAUGGUAUAUCCGCUGAAGGAGUGCGCGAUCAGUAUGCGGAUGGCAAGGCGGCCAAGGUCUGGGAGAUAUUCAUUGGCGACAAGAACUCGCGCACGGAUAACUACAGGAACUUCCUGGUGGACUUGCUGCGUCAGAAGGGCUGCAAGCGUGUGCUCGAUGUGGCAUGCGGCACGGGCGUGGACUCCAUUAUGCUGCUGGAGGAGGGCUUCGAUGUUACCUCUGUGGAUGCCUCAGACAAAAUGUUGAAAUAUGCUCUGAAGGAGCGCUGGCAACGCCGCAAGGAAGCUGCCUUUGACAAGUGGACUAUUGAGGAAGCCAACUGGCUGACACUCUAUGAUGACAUACAGGAGCACAUUGGCGACGGCUUUGAUGCUGUCAUUUGCCUGGGCAACUCAUUUGCUCACUUGAUGGACGCCUCUGGCGAACAGCUGGAGCACAAGCAGGCAAUUAAGAACUUUGAGAAGUGCCUGAAGCCUGGCGGCAUGCUGCUCAUCGAUCAUCGCAACUAUGACAACAUAUUGGAAACGGGCUCAACGCCCGCCAAGAGCAUUUACUAUAAUACAAGUCAUACAGCUGACAUCAAAACCUCAGUGCUGUUCUAUUGUGGCAAACCAUCAUUGGUUUCCAUGGAUUAUCAGAUUGAGGGCAACAAGCUCUCCAGCGAGUUCCGUCUCUCCUACUAUCCACAUGGACUGAAGCGCUUUACGGAAAUCCUAAGCGAAAUCUUUGGGGCACAGGCCAAGCACAAGCUUUUCGGUGACUUCAAGGACAUGAACGUUGUGCAGAAUCCAGCAUUCUAUAUACAUUUAAUUGAGAAGCCUAGAGCUUAAGUCUUAGCAGUUUAAAUCAGUUUAAGUCUUAUCACACACACACACACACACUCACAAAAUAAUAAAAACUUUUAGUUGUACUUAGAGGAAGUUGUU